AUGGCUUUCUCCAUGUCGCUCUCCUCCGACAUGCUCCGCGAGGCCCGCACGGCCGGGAGCAGCGGAGGCUGCGCAGCUGCCCGAUCCCACCUCAGCCGAGGGAACAAGGAGCUCAGCGCUCCGGACCCCGGGCCUCGGGAAGACCGGCAGCAGCCGCCCCCAGGAACCGGCAGGAAUGAAGGCCCCGGCGCCGGCUCGGCCUCUGCGGGCGGUUCUAGGCUGGCGGCGGCGGCGGCAGCGGCCCCCGGGAAGAAGCCUUUGUGCUGGGCCCCACGCGGCCGCCUCCCGGCCUCAUCCCCGGCCGGGGAGGCAGGCUCCCGGGGCAGGGCGAGGCGGAGAGGGCCCCGAUCCGGGGCGCUGUGCUGGGGCCUCGAGGGGCCUCCGCUUAGGCCCGGGCUCGCCAGGUCCUGA
Phacochoerus africanus (Common warthog) is the source of this 411-nucleotide messenger RNA. RefSeq lists its product as uncharacterized. NCBI's taxonomy places the organism in Eukaryota, Metazoa, Chordata, Mammalia, Artiodactyla, Suidae. The transcript has a single exon. The record is from RefSeq and is a predicted model, not a curated record. The coding region runs from base 1 to 411 and encodes 136 amino acids.